This is a messenger RNA of Schizophyllum commune H4-8, 2041 nucleotides long. RefSeq lists its product as uncharacterized. The transcript has 2 exons. Lineage: Eukaryota; Fungi; Basidiomycota; Agaricomycetes; Agaricales; Schizophyllaceae. The record is from RefSeq and is a predicted model, not a curated record. Gene Ontology annotation, molecular function: protein binding. The coding region runs from base 395 to 2041 and encodes 548 amino acids.
GUCCGGAACCACCAUCAUCAGGCUCAUAUGGGGCGUAUGCCAUUGCUAUUCUCCGAGAUGCUAUCUCCCAGCCCGAAUACCAGAAGACCCGGAUUCCUCGGUCUUCCUUGUCUGCAGGCUGCUGCGCGACGGCCUGCACCAUGAGUAUAUCGAUGCUGGCAUUCAUGAGGCUGCCAUCCGGCAUGUAGAGGUUCCAUGACUUGUGAGUCUGACCAUGCUACAAAGCCUCGUGGCUGCGCGAUCUGGGAUCAGUGCCGGAACACAAUAAGGCUAUUGUCUCGCGGACCGCCCCCUCCAUAUCGUCAUGUCCGUCACUUAUAUAACCUGGACCGUCCUCGGUUCGCUGUUGUUCUUACUUGUCUACUCCCCAUAUACGGCGUCGCAGUAGAGCAAAAUGAUGGCCGUAUUGCCACCCAUGGCGCACGCAAUCCCCGCGCAGUCGCCAUACCAGCACGUUCUGCACACAAAUUACAUCCCUACCGAUGAAGAGGUCGUGGACAUCCGCAACCUCUGUGCCGCACCAUGCCAACGCAUGUGCACGCUAGAAGAUGACAUCGCCGAGCUGGAGGCGACCAUCGCGCGCAAGCUGGCCGAGUACAAAGUGCUCUCCGCAUUCACCAAGGCGCACCUCUCCCUCACCAGCAACAUGCGCCGCUUACCGUCCGAGAUCCUUCAGAACAUCUUCGUCGCCUGCCUCCCUACGGACGGCCCGGCCGCCAUGUCCGACAACGAGGCCCCGCUAGUCCUCACGCGCGUCUGCCGCCGCUGGCGGCACAUCGCCUACGGCACCGCCGAGCUCUGGUCCUCCAUCCACAUCGCCUGCCCCGACCCGCGCGGCCUCUCCCCCCUCGACCCGCCCACCGUCAGCCUCGACACCCGCCUGCGCCUCGCCGCCGCGUGGCUCGCGCGCUCCGGCACGUGCCCGCUCGACGUCUCGCUCUUCUCGAACGAGGGCGCGCGCCCCGUGCCCGCCGCGCAGUCGCCGGCGUGCGCGUUCGCGGCGCUUCUGCUGCCCCACGCGGCGAGGAUCCGCCACCUCCGGCUCACCGUGCCCGCUGCGGCACUGGACGCGGUGCGCGCGGUGUGCGCGGGAGCGGAGCGCCUGCGGUCGUGCGAUGUGUACGUGCGCCCGGAUGCGAUGCUGGAUGCGGCGGGGGCGCCGGAUGUAGUGCUGGCCUCGGAGAGCGUGCAGACGCUGCGCCUGGCGCUGCCGACCCCGUUCGCCGCGCCCGAGGGCAUCUGGGGCCGCCUCCGGGACCUGACGCUCUGCGUGCAGACGGGGGACAUCGGGACGCGCGCGCUGCUCGGUAAGCUUCCACUGUGCACCGAGCUCGAGGUCUGCCGCCUGGUCCUCAUCUUACCCUUCGCGAGCGCGGCGACGCCUCUCGUCCCCGCGGGCACGAUCCUCCCCCGCCUUCACACCCUCGCGAUCGAGGGUGUUGGCCCGCUCUCGUGUGCGCUCGACUCCCUGACGCUGCCCGCGCUCAAGUCGCUGGUCCUCCAGUCCGAUACCCCCGCGGGCACGCACGCCGUGAUCCGCCGCCUGCUCGAACGCUCACGCUGCGAGCUCACGCGGCUGCAAGUGACGGCGCCGCCCGGCCAGCACGAAGAAGUGGUCGGGUGCCUGCGUCUCGUACCAUCGCUCGAGGAGCUCGUGCUCCAUGAGCGCAGCGCCCUGCGGCAGGCGGCCGCGAGCGAGUGUGCCACAUUCGUCGAUACCCUGGCCGAUUCGGACGCGCUGUGCCCCGCCCUGCGUGACGUGCGGCUCUCGUACUGUUCUGGCAUCACCCCCGAACACGGAUUGCGCCUGCUCAGGAGCCGGAACGGUACGGAGAGCUGCCGCCCGCUGCAGACCUUCCACCUCUCAAUGCUCGACCUCCGCCAGGCGGAGCACGACGCUGCGAAAGAGAUGAUGGCGUGGAAAGCGCGAGGCGUCGAUGUCGUCGUUAGCCCCUCAUCGCCUAGGUACUCAUACAGCCCGAAGGAGGGCUUGCGGGGGAGGGGGAGCAUCUCGAGCACCUUUGGUGAGAUGGUCUGGUGA